AUGGAUGAAGAGUUUGUCCAUUUCAAUGACCACGUUGGCAUUUUACCCCGAGCUGCGCGUCAAAUCUUCCAAGCCCUACAUGAAAACAGUGAGCUUGACCAGGACGAGUGCACGGUAUCUGUGAGCUUUCUCGAGUUGUAUAAUGAAGAUCUUAUUGACUUGCUAAGUGAUAGAGACAACGAGCGGAAUACGGUACAAAUUCGUGAGACUCGCACUGGCGAUAUAGUCUGGAUGGGUCUGCAACAACGAACAGUAACGAGCGCUUAUGAAGUUGUGAGCUUGCUGCAGCAGGGAAUGAAAAUGAGAAAGACACAUGAGACUGAUAUGAAUGCACAGUCGUCUCGCUCUCAUGCCAUCUUUUCUGUUACGCUAACACGCAAGCGGCGUGGGACGGCCAAUUCCGCGAUGGAACGUACGCCUUCGACACUGGGUCGUCAAAGUCCUGAUAAAACAUUUACAACGCCUCGCACACCACGCUCUGGUUUGCCCACUCUUGGAGGACGAGCUCCCAUAUCGCGUGCCGGGACGCCUACACGACCCUCGACGCCAACCCGCCCUACUGCGUCGCGGGGCGUCGGUGCUUGCGGUACACCUCAGCGCCGAGCCACAGAUGAUGCGACAUGUGUCACCACAACAAGCAAGCUACACUUUGUCGAUCUAGCAGGCUCAGAACGUCUCAAACGAACUGCAGCUACAGGCGAUCGUGCGCGCGAGGGCAUUGCCAUCAACUCAGGCUUGCAUGCAUUGGGUAAUGUCAUCAGUGUUUUAAGUGAUCCAGUCCGCACGAAGCGGCCAUCGCACGUGCCGUAUCGAGACAGCAAACUCACCCGGCUCCUUCAGGACAGCUUGGGUGGAAAUUCGCAUACCCUUAUGAUUGCAUGCAUCUCAUCAGCAGAGGGCAAUGCCGGUGAAACACUCAACACGCUGCAGUAUGCCCAGAGAGCACGAAAUAUCCGCAACAAAGUGGAACGGAAUCAGGUGGAACAAGGCUGGGACAAUAUUGAAUACUUGCAAUCGCAGGUACUUUCUCUUCGUCAUGAGCUUGAGCUGGUGCACAGUUCAAAAGAGCUUGUGAUAUCAUCACCGAAACGACCGGCACGAUUGAUGCCGUCGGAACAUGAGAGUGAGCUUCUUGCAUGGCAAGAAAAGUGCUCGGCGCUGAGUCGGAAAAAUGUGCAGCUAAGCGCACAGCUCGUGCAGCGAGAGCAAGAGCGGCGUGGCACAUCUGUCGAUUUCCUUCAAGCGGCAGAGCCUGUGAUUGUUGAGUAUGAAAAAGCAGUUGAUGCACUUGAAGGUCAGAUCAAUAUGCUCAAGGCUGCCGUGUCCCAUCUUGAGCAAGUCAUCCAAGAUCAAUCCACUGAGAACCUAAGCUUGUCUGAUCGAGCGACGAGUGCGGAGCGCCAAUUGGACGUCCUUCGCGGAUCAGUCCGUGACAUGCACGAGCGGCUGGAUGAGCGGAAUGCGCGGGUUGAGGCGCUUGAACUUCAGCUGCGUCGCGCUACAGCUUCAACUACCAGCACCACACCCCUCUCAUUCCGCACGUCUAGGAGCAGCUCGGCUUCAUCAGAUGCACCGUUCACAACGCCUCAGCGUCCAUUUGGCGGCAUUCUAGAUUACAAAGGCCGCAGUCCGGGGAAACGCACGUAUCGUGUUGCUACGCAGGGGCGAGCGAAAAGCGAACUCGACACCUAUGCGAACCGGCAAACAGGUGGCGGUGACGGUGUUGAAAGCACGCGUCGCAUGUCGCCUUCCGAACAGCCAUUGUCCAAGCGGCAUGUAUCUGACACUACUACAGCACUUGACCGUGAGAGGGCGGCCUAUCCGGUUGAGUUUCGCCCUGAAUGA
Malassezia globosa CBS 7966 is the source of this 1845-nucleotide messenger RNA. RefSeq lists its product as uncharacterized. Gene Ontology annotation, biological process: mitotic spindle organization; microtubule-based movement; spindle elongation. Gene Ontology annotation, molecular function: microtubule motor activity; ATP binding; microtubule binding. The coding region runs from base 1 to 1845 and encodes 614 amino acids. The transcript has a single exon. NCBI's taxonomy places the organism in Eukaryota, Fungi, Basidiomycota, Malasseziomycetes, Malasseziales, Malasseziaceae. Gene Ontology annotation, cellular component: microtubule associated complex. The record is from RefSeq and is a predicted model, not a curated record.